Messenger RNA from Mytilus trossulus (common blue mussel), 5313 nucleotides. RefSeq lists its product as uncharacterized. The record is from RefSeq and is a predicted model, not a curated record. Gene Ontology annotation, biological process: protein K6-linked ubiquitination; regulation of apoptotic process; signal transduction. The transcript is spliced from 20 exons. The coding region runs from base 1 to 4188 and encodes 1395 amino acids. Gene Ontology annotation, molecular function: protein binding; ubiquitin-protein transferase activity. Lineage: Eukaryota; Metazoa; Mollusca; Bivalvia; Mytilida; Mytilidae. Gene Ontology annotation, cellular component: BRCA1-BARD1 complex; BRCA1-A complex.
AUGCCUCAGGGUCCUCCACCAUAUGUAACAAAGAGGCUGCUGGCUUCCUUGUUACGGGGUCAUAAUUUUAUACGUACAAUCAUUAGAAAAACGUUGAGGUCAGCUAGAGAUGCUGAAGACGUAAACUUAGCUCUAGCACUGAACGAAUACCAAACUCACAUCUCUUCCUGUCCAUUUCGACUAACAAAUUUAAAAGUUAGAACUGAUGCAGACUUUAGGAAACCAAUUGUGAAUAUCCGUCAAUUGGUGGAUUAUACCUCAAUUGAGGAUAUAAUGGCAAGUUGGGAUAGGAAACUUCUUACAGCUGCAGCGGAGGGGAAUAUAAAAGAGGUAGAAUUAUGUGUAAAGAACGGAGCUAACUUGGAAUGUAGAGAUGGUGAUGGAUGGACACCAUUAAUGUGGGCGGCUGGGGGAGGACACCUGGAGGUGGUGACUUACCUGGUCACUCACGGCAGUCAGUUAGAGGCUACAACCUCGUUGAGACAGACACCAUUAAUGUUGGCGGCUGAGGGAGGACACCUGGAGGUAGUGACGUACCUCGUCAGUCACGGCAGUCAGUUAGAGGCCACAUCCACCGGGUAUGGACACACAGCUUUACAUUAUGCUGCUAGGAAUGGACAGAUUGAUGUAACAAAAUGUUUAAUAGAUCAAGGAUGCAGUCCUUGGGUGAAAUCAAAACAGGGUAAGACUCCUUAUGAUCUGGUAACAAUAGGAUACUAUGAUGAUGAAGAGGAAAAAAGGAAGAAGGAAGAAGUGAUGGACUUCCUUAAGACUGUCAUGUCAAAGACAUCCCCAGAAGUAACUCCUGACGCCCAUUUACAGGAGCCUGCAGCACCAGUAGUUGAAGAUUCCAUCGGAAAAGGGCAACAGUCUGCCAUGUUAAAUCGUUUAUUAGGGAAGGGCAGCUAUGAAUCAUAUGAUAUGAGAUGCAUGGUAACUGGUCAAUUUUCUGUUGGGAAAACGACUCUUGUGAAGCUGUUAGCUGGGGAUGUCCUACCAGAAGGGCGACAUCCAACUGAUGGGAUUUCUCUGGUAGAAGGUCGCUGUGGCCUCGACAUUCAGUCAAAAGAGUGGAUUCUUGUUGAUCCAGACUCUUACAAUGCCCUGGAUGUUGUGUAUCACAAGGUUUUAAUGACCUCUCUGGAAGAAGAGGAGGAGAGUGAAGUUACCAACAAAGCUUCAGAUACAAGCCCAACUGGUUAUGCCAAAGCUACACUUUCCUCUUUGCCCUCAGAACAGUCUGCAACAGCACAAUCUCUACCAUCUACGAAAUCCUCCAAUGUGCCUCACACAGUAAACCAGAUGGAACAGAAAAUGAGAACAAGAAUGACUAAAGAAGAAAUAAGAAAGAAAAUGGAAAAAGUCCUCAAAAGUGGGAAGUAUAAAAUGAAAGUUGGACGUCUUAUCUUCUGGGAUUUUGGUGGACAAUACGUUUAUUUAACAACACACCAGACCUUCAUGACAUUCCGAGCGUUGUUUCUUGUAGUAUUUGAUGGGAGCAAAGAUUUGCAUGAACAGGUCCCUGAUGUGAUGUGUUUUCCAGGGCAGCACAUGACGCCAACGCCAGCAGUAUUCUUGCAGUAUUGGGUCAAUUCCAUCCUGACCUAUUGUAAGGUUGUAUAUGCAGGCAUUCCAAAGAUUUUGUUUGUUGCCACUCACAAAGACAAAGUACCAUUGGAGAAUAUUGCGACCAGACGUGAAGAGCUUUACAGAGGAAUUGAGGAAUUGUUUAAAGACCACGAGGGAAAACAUCAUCUGGUCCUUAGACCUCUAAUAUUUGUCAAUGCCAAAGAUCAAGCCGACCCAGAAAUAGAAGUUCUGAAGAAAACAAUAACAGAACUAACAUUCGACCACCAAUGCUGGGGUGAAAGGAUGCCGAAUGCAUGUGUUCCACUGGAGCUUGAGAUCGCUGAACUAGUGGCAGAAGGAAAGCAAAUAAUGUCAUUGGCUGAAGUUAAAGAAUUAAAUGCUAUCAGCGAGGUGUCUGUCCUGUCUCCUGAGCAGUUGACCGAUUUUCUACAUUAUCAACAUUCUCUAGGGAAAAUUGUCUAUUUUGACACACCACAGCUAAGAGAUAAUGUUAUCAUCAGUCCCCUUCUUAUGGUGGAAGUUAUGAGAUCUUUUAUUACUGAUGUUGAAUUCUGGCCAAAAGAAGAUAACACAAGAAAAACCUUCAAAAAGAUGUCUGAAAAUGGAAUGAUACAAAAAUUAGACCUCUACCAGAUUUGGGAGCAAGAAGAAUUUUGUCAGAUAUUACUCUUUAAAGAGUACAUAUUUGAUAUGCUGAUACACCUUGAUAUCGUAUCUGAACAGCGUAGAUAUGAUACAAAAACAGGAAGUCGGCUACCAGUAGAACACUUCUUUGUACCCUGUAUGCUUACCCAAAGAAAUGAUACAGAUUUCUUGUCACAAGAAUGUACACCAGAGAGGACUGUUAGUUUGGCCUUUGUUUUUAACGGAACCGUUGUUCCUCCAGCUUUACCGAAUCGUCUCAUUUGCGCAUGUCUCAGUAUGUGGACAUUGAAGCAAUACCGUGGAAGGAAACUUAUGUUUUCUGGGUUUGUUGGGUUAUCAGUUGAUAAAGAGCAUGAUAUCGUUGUCUGUGUAGAAGGAAAUAAGAUAUUAUUGCACCUAGUCCACAAGUGCUCCAAGGGUUUGAUAAUACCUGAUAUAGCCACCAGUGUCCGGGAUUGUUUGUUUGUUACUUUAGAGAGAAUCUCCGAAUUUUAUCAGUUUUCCAUCCAUUGUAAAGCCAGCAGCAAGUUACCCUUCCACACCGAGUAUUCAUGCUCGAAAUUAAACUGUUUCACUUCAGAAAAUAAGAUGGCUUCCGAAACUGAGGAAUCUCUUUGUGAACACGGAGAAAACAUUAAAAAUAACUGGAGUAUUUGGAACAAGAAAAGGGAACAAAAGCAGUGUGAUGCUAAUUGUCCAGGUUUGAGUGAAGAUGCAUUAUCUCAGAUCCCAAGUAACACAGAGUUGCUUCGUCUGUCUAAUCAUUGUGAGGCACAUAUGCUACAUGAAUUGGCUCUCCAUCUUGGAAUGGACGAGAUGGUAUGGAGUGAUAUGGUAGAGAAUUACCCAACAAAUACACAGAUGGUUAAAUUUUUGACGCUUAUUCAUUUGAAAGAGAAUAAUGAAAUCAGUUUCGCAAAAAUGGACAACGGAUUGAGAGAAAUGGAAGUAACAACACAUAAAUUAUGUGUGGUACGUCGAAGAAAACAAGUGAAAUCUGGUAUUCCUGACGAUGUUCUAGACUGUAUUCCAUCAGACGAAAUUUUAGAUAGAUUAGCACCGCUGGUUGGCAAUAUAGUUCUUCAACUAGGAAUAGAACUUGGACUUUCUGUAGAAGAGAUAGAGAGUAUUAAAGAGAAACGUGAUCGUGAUUUGACAGCACAGAAUAAGGAAGUCUUGUUUGCAUGGAGGAAAGACAGAACAGUGAAACCUACAAUACGGGUACUUGAGCAAGUUUUUGUAGAUAUUGGUAAAGGAGCAAGGUGUUUAAAGGAGGUUGUAAAGGACGUUGAUCCCAAUACACUUAAAGCAGUAGAAAUUGUUACAGAUAGAAUCAGAGAAAACGAAAACAGAAUCAUACAGGACAUACAAACCAGCCAAAUUUUAGAUCAUAUGAUGACACAUCUGGUGAUAUCAGUAGAUGACAGACGUCGUAUUGAACAACAUGCUGGACAAGAUGAUCAGAACAAAGCAUUGCUGGAUAUUGUGACCAAAAUGAGAGAACCUGCUUACAGUGUGUUUGUUGAUGGAUUACGUAUUUAUGGAUACGAAGAUAUCGCUAAUGAUUUGAAAUGUGAUUUCAGUCCAAGUCCAACAUCAGCAUCAGCGGAAAAUGAAGGCUUAUCAGUUUGGAAUUUUCCAUUAUAUAAAGUUCGUCUACAAAAGAACUACCUCAAGGUCAUCACUGAUAUACAACACGAGAACAUAGUAGAUCAUCUAAUAUCAAAAGAGGUAUUGUUAGUUGAUGAUGGGAAGAAGAUAGAAUCUGGUAAAACCCCACAGGAAAAGAACAGGAAUUUAAUGGACAUGCUGUUGCGUAAAAAUGAACAGGGAUUUAAUGAAUUUAUCAAAGCCCUACGAAAAGACUCAAUUUAUGCAGAUCUAGCAGAUCAAAUAGAGAAGACAGAAGUUACUAGCACAGAUAUGGCAACCCUUCAUAAAUGCUCAAAAUAAAAGAAAAACUGUAUACAACAAGUUAUAGACAGCUAAGACACACACAUGUAAACAAUGAAUAGAAGAAGGUAUUGUCAAUCCAAUGUUCAAUGAUUUGGUCACUUAAACCGCUAAGACAAACACAUGUAAACAAUGAAUAGAAGGAGGUAUUGUCAAUCCUAUGAUCAAUGAUUUGGUCACUUAAACCAUCAAAGUGAAUGAAUAACAAUAUAUUAUUGAUAACAAUAUUUUAUAUUAAACAUAUGUCAUGUGUGAGUGUCAUGCUUGGCAAGGAAAAAGAUAAAAUAUGUACCCCUUUUACGAGUAUUCAUUCCUGUAAACACAAAUCCCCCUACGAGUGUUCGUUCCAUAACAGAUAUGUUAAUUAUGAAGAAGUCAUGACAUAUUCUAUAUUCAUAUAAAAUAAUUUUAAUGUAUCUUAAUAUAAUUAUUGGGAACCAGUAAUUGGAAAGUUCAUAUGCACUACUGUUUUUUCAAAGGUCAAAACAUAUGGCUGUGCGGCAUAUUUUCAACAUUUAUAUGCCUCAAACUUCCAAGAAUUUAAACCUAUACGAAAGUUAUGUACUUCCUCUUACUUAACAUUUGGUCCUUCUCAGAAUUUAAUUUGGCCGCUAUCCAUGUGUAUUCAUACUGGUAAAGUUCCCAAGAUGUGUCUCUUUGAGAUGAAACAUAGAUAUCAUAUCUGGGAACCAGUAGGUAAACAAAACAUCUAUCAAUAGUAUAUAUCCCAAAAGAGGCGUGGUUUGUGAAACAGCUGUUUUUACAAAGUGCAACCUAAAGGAAAUGUCAUAACUUUAUACAAUAUACUAUAUGUACUAUUUUGAUAAAUUUUGAAUAAAUUUUGAAUAACCUACAUAGCUGCAAUUAGGUUAUUAUCAAUUUCAUUUCAAUCAUAAUUAUGUAUGUUAAUCUCUUAAAGCUGUUAAAGGUUACCUUAAUAGUCAAGUUAGGUCUACAUUUUAAGUCUAAUGAAUGAUAAAGUAUGCACAUAUGAAAUAACUAAUUCAGUGUACAUUUGUAAAUAAAUAAGCCUAUUCAUAAAUAUGCUCUUAUUAUGUAAAUAUAGUUGUUGCUAAGAUAACAUGGUAUUUCACAACGAUAUGCUCUUAUUAUGUAAAUAUAGUU